GUGUCAAAACUGUCAAAUUGAGCAGUUGUCAGAAUUUUUUGAACAAUUUGAAAAUAGUAAACACAGAGCACGUAAAUACCUACUUUGUUUGAAAUAUUAUUUAUUUCCUGACGCUAAAGGAUUAAGAUAUUAACAUAAUGUCUACAUCAACGUUGAAAGUAGAAUCAGGAAUUCAAUUACUUGCAAGGCUGACUAAGAAACCCACAAUUCAAAAUUUUUACCCACCGUUGUUUCAAUCUGAUCCAAAGCCUAGAGAAGUUAUUGAGAUAACAUUCAGUGAAGAUGCCCCCCAAUGCCUUCUUACCGAUAUAAUUUGUACCAAUUUAUUACCUGCAAAUUUUGGUGGUGCUGAAAUGGGUCUUUUAAUGUUUAAUUGCAGUGGAAAUUUUAGCUAUGUCUCUCUCAUGAGCAGAGUGCGAACGAAAAUAAUGGCUAAUACAACAUUUACUGGUGAUAAAAUUGAUGACAUUAUAGAAGGAUUGUUCAAUAAUUUGUUUGUUGUGGAGAUUUAUGACGCGACCCAAUAUUAUACAACAUUAUACAACCUAGAAAAUGUUUUAACUGCACAUCCAAACAUAUCGAUGAUUAUAUUUGAUACCAUAACAGCAUUUUAUUGGUCAGAACAAGGUUACAAAAUACAAAAAAUGGAUACCUAUUUAAAGAGAGUUUUAUCAAAAAUUCAACACGUUACCAGAGAACAUAAUGUAAUAGUCCUUUACACAAAACCAGAAUAUUUUAAUUCACAUAAAGAUGUGUCAGACAAUCAAGAACCCUGUUGUGAAUUUCCUUGUCUGGAAGGAGUAAACUAUAAGAUAGGUGUAUCAUAUGAUAAGGAUAAUAAUUAUAUGGCAAAAAUAAAGUCAUAUAAUAUUCAACUAGAAAAGGGAUUUUGUGUAACAGAUGAUGAAAUAAGAUGGAUUUAACAUUUUUUUUAUUGCAAUUAAAGAAAAUUGUCCCUAGAAUCCUUAGAAUCCCUAGAAUGGUUAAAAUUGACACUAUUUUUAACU
Molecule: messenger RNA, 1007 nt
Organism: Ostrinia furnacalis (Asian corn borer)
Lineage: Eukaryota; Metazoa; Arthropoda; Insecta; Lepidoptera; Crambidae
Product: DNA repair protein XRCC2
Exons: 1
Coding region: 138-923 (261 amino acids)
Biological process (GO): DNA strand invasion; double-strand break repair via homologous recombination
Cellular component (GO): replication fork; Rad51B-Rad51C-Rad51D-XRCC2 complex; centrosome
Molecular function (GO): four-way junction DNA binding
Source: RefSeq, a predicted model, not a curated record